Leptosia nina is the source of this 912-nucleotide messenger RNA. The record is from the annotation of a GenBank genome assembly. Lineage: Eukaryota; Metazoa; Arthropoda; Insecta; Lepidoptera; Pieridae.
AUGGAGAUGGCGACUAGAAUAAUUAUUUUAUAUGGCAGUCAGACGUAUACUUCACAAGAAAUUGCUGAAAGAAUAUGGAGAACAACAAAGAUCUUGGGUCUUAAGGGUCCUGUGAUGGCCAUGGACGAUUACCCUAUAUCGAGGCUCAUUCACGAAGAAUAUGCGCUGUUUGUCUGUGCCACCACCGGGGAGGGCGAUGAGCCGGACAAUAUGAAGUCAUUCUGGAAGUUUUUAUUACGAAAAAGUCUCCCUACCAACUCGUUGGUGAAUCUGAAGUUCGGAGUUAUAGGAUUGGGAGAUUCGUCAUAUGACAAGUUUAAUUUUGCUGCUAAAAAGCUGCAUAAGAGAUUGAUACAGUUAGGUGCCCAACCAUUAUUAGAUACAGCUCUCUGCGAUUAUCAACAUGACUUAGGACAUGAUGCUGUGAUGAUACCGUGGCUUCAAUCAUUCUAUGGGAAACUAAAACCAAUGCAAGAUAUAGACUCAGAUAUUGGAGCUACAAAAUUUAUUCCUCGGUGGAGGACAUCACUUUUUAAAAAUGAUAUUGAGACUUGCGAAAAUGGGUUAAAUAAAGACAUGUAUUUUGGAAAUAGCAACACUGACCAUUUCGUUAACCCCAUCUACUUAGAAGUAGACAGUAAUCAAAGGACAACCCAUGAAACACACUUUCAAGAUGUGAGAUUAAUAUCUUUCAAGACAGUGCAAGAUGAAAAAAUGAACUAUUGCCCUGGAGAUGUAUUCAAUAUCAGACCUCGUAAUAGCAAAGAUGACAUAGAUGACCUUUUCAGUAUAUUUGAAACUCAUAACAUUGAUAUAAAACCUCAUUAUAUGUUGAAUGUAGAGGAAUACCAUGAAGGUAAGAAUUUGUUUUUAUUUUGGAAGAAGAAAAACGAAAUCAUUGUGAUUGAAUAG